UCUUAAUUAUGAAAAAAACAAGAGAGUGGAACGAGGGAACUCAGCGUGCUAUAAAUAUUUAUGAAAAAGUUCUUGGUAUAAUUGGAGUUUGGCCCUUAAAUGCGGGAGAAAAAAAAUCCAUCGCACUGUGCGUCUUAGCUAUUUUGAUCCAGAUCAGUACUAUCGGCAGUCUGUCUCUGGAAGCGUACUGGCAGUGCCUCGGUACCGAGGAUAUGAUGGAGGCCUUUUUAAUGGAUCUCUCGUCUGUCGUCAGCCUUUCCAAGCUACUUGUCGUCCGGAUCACUUGGAAGCACACCUACAUCCUGGUAACCUCCCUUGUUGACGACUGGUCGACAUCCAAAGAUGCACCACGACGGGAGGUCAUGACGAGGUACGCCAACGUCGGCAGAACCGUGUCUCUGGCAAUGUUGUAUCUGGGCUACGCGUCGGGCGUGUCGUUUCUCUUCAUGGCCGUGCCGUUCGACAGCCUGAUACCCUGGCUGAACGCAUCCAAGCCGAACGAAAACGACACCGUGAUACCAACAUAUUUCUUGGCGACUUACUGCGUAUUCGGAUCGCUGCCCGGGAUCGCCCACAGCUGCAUCCUACUAUUACAAGUGGCGCAGAUCUUCGUCAACGCCACCUCGCAUUGCGGGAACGACGGCUUCUUCUUCGGUCUCACGAUGCACCUAUGCGGACAGUUCGAGGUACUCCAGAUGGACUUUGCCGAUAUUGAAGUGGAAGAGCGGAUCUGCAAGAAAAAAAUGCGGAUGUUGAUCGGCAGACAUUGCCAUCUGAUAAGAAUGGCCGACAGUCUCGAAUACGCUUUCAAUAUGGCCAUCUUUGCGCAGACAUUGAUGAGUGUACUGUUGCUUUGCGUGGAAGGUAUGCAAUUGUUAAUUUCGUUGAAAUUAAAUGAUAAUAUGGCAGUGAUCAAACACGUUGUCUUGAUUUUGACAAUGAUGGUGCAACUGUACCUCUAUUGCUACGCUGGCGAUCAAUUGGAAUUUAUAAGUAAGAAACUCGCGUAUAGUGCUUACGACAGUCCGUGGUACGAUUUCGACGUGAAAAUAAUGAAAAAUCUGCCGAUGGUAAUGUUACGAGGAGUGAUUCCUCAUCAAAUAACGGCUGGGAAAUUCAUACCUAUGAAUUUCUUUUCCUUCAAAGAGAUCUUGAAAGCUACAGGCUCCUACCUCUCCGUUCUCAGAGUGAUGAUGGAAGGUGCUUUCCAAUGGGGUAGUUAUUCAAGUUGUUCCUAUCCCACAAUGUCGGCCGAACGUUGGAACGACGACAUCGCCUACGUUUUCUCCACUCAUAGAAUAUUCUUAGGAAUAUACGGCUUGUGGCCAUUGCAAACGUCGACGCUAUUCACAAAGAUACGAUGGGGCUUCUCUAUUAUUGCACAGAUUAUGAUAAUACCCUUUGUGCUGUUGGAUCUUACAUCGAGCAAACAGAACGCAGAUACAGGCAUAGAAGAUAUACUAUAUUUCGUGUCCGCGAUACUUGGAAUCAUAAAAAAUAUGUGUAUCGGUCUCAGUAAAAAAAAACUAAAUAUAAACAUUAAUGGUGCUAUCGAUGAUUGGUUGUCUGUUAAGGACGACAAGGAAACUCGAAAGAUUAUGAAAAAAUAUGCUUACAGAGCCAGAGUACUCACUCUUAUGUUACUAUACUCGGCCGGUGGAUGUUUUUCUAUUUACGUAUCAGUAAUCAUAUUUAUAAAUCUGAAGCAGAUAUUCUUCACCGAUUCGAAUUUAUUAGAUGCUAAUACAACAAAUUGGAUACUCCUGAUUCCAUGUGGCCCAUUAAGUAAAUCGAUCACUGGCUCGCAAUAUGUUAUAAUACUCGCUAUUCAAAUUGUUCAAACGUCCAUAAUAUGUACGGUGCAAUGUGUCGUAGAUAGCUUUUUCUUCAAUGUCACCGUACAUCUCGCUGGUCAGCUCGAGGUGCUCAGAAAUAAAUUUCAAACAUUCGCAAACGAGCCAAACACUGAUGCAAAUUAUCGAAAAAAGUUCAUCGGCUUGGUUAACAGGCACAGCCAGCUAAUGGAAUAUUAUCAAAAUUUGGAAGACUCCUUCAACCUUUUUAUACUAAUCCAACUCGUGAUGGUGACGAUUAUGCUUGCAUUGUUAGGAUUACGUGUAAAUUUGUGCCUAAAGGAAAACAAUCACAUUGAAGUGGCGAAGAGUAGUCUAGUCUUAAACUAUUUAUUAAUGGAAUCAUUGGUACUUACUUAUGGUGGUGAUUUCCUGCAAAGGGAAAGUGAAGGUAUAUUUUAUGCGUUAUACGCAACUUCCUGGUUCACGCUUCCUUCAGCGCUGAUGAAGGACCUGAACUUCGCAAUGAUGAGGUCAAGCAUUCCGUUUCGUUUUACUGGUGGAAAAUUUUUCUACGUUAAUCGCGAAACAAUGAUGUAUAUUCUCAAGACAGCAGCUUCGUAUAUUUCCGUUCUACGAAUAGCACUAACAAAAUAA
Nylanderia fulva is the source of this 2450-nucleotide messenger RNA. NCBI's taxonomy places the organism in Eukaryota, Metazoa, Arthropoda, Insecta, Hymenoptera, Formicidae. The record is from RefSeq and is a predicted model, not a curated record.